Striga hermonthica is the source of this 549-nucleotide messenger RNA. The record is from the annotation of a GenBank genome assembly. NCBI's taxonomy places the organism in Eukaryota, Viridiplantae, Streptophyta, Magnoliopsida, Lamiales, Orobanchaceae.
AUGGGCUUUCAUCAUUUUCUCCUUAUGUUGUCCAAUUUCUUGCUUUUGUCGAUGAUCACAAUCAGUUCGGCCAGGUUCUCGGAGAAGUUGAUAGAGCCCAUAACGGCGGCCCGGAUGGAAAAGACCACCAAACUCCAUUUCUAUUUCCAUGACAAGGUCAGCGAGCCGAACGCAACGGCUGUGAGAAUAAUCGGGGACAGGCCUGGCUUCGGGAUGACGGUGAUGAUGGACGACGCGCUAACUGAAGGGCCCGAUCGUGGAUCGAAGGUGGUGGGCCGGGCCCAGGGGCUGUACUCGAUUGCAGCUCAGAAUGACUUGUCGCUGCUGAUGGUGGCGACGUAUGUGUUUUUGGAGGGGAGUUACAAGGGGAGCAGCAUAAGCGUGCUCGGGAGGAACCACGUUUUUGAUGACGUGAGGGAGAUGCCGAUUGUUGGGGGGAGUGGGGUUUUUAGGCUCGGGAGGGGUUACGCGCUGGCGCACACCGUUUGGGCCGACCUCAAGACAGGGGAUGUCACGGUAGAGUACAAUGUGACUGUGCUGCACUUUUGA